AUGAUAGCAACAGUUGCUGCCGGAAAUGGUACGCGAGGUUCAGCUGCGAAUCAGCUUAAUGAUAUUCGUUGGAUAUAUGUCGAUGGGAAUUUCGAUUUGUAUGUGACAGAUUCUGGAAAUCACGGUGUUCAACAAUUCAAAUCCGGUAAACAAAAUGGUGUAACACGAGUACGAAAUGGAUCUUCUACUUAUACAAUCCCACUCACAGGUCCUACCGAAGUUGUUUUAGACUCGGAAAAUUAUCUCUUUAUUGUUGAUCACUGUAAUCAUCGUAUAGUUGGAUCCAAUCAAAAUGGUUUUCGAUGUUUAGUGGGAUGUAGUGGGCGAUGUUCUCAAGCGCAUCAAUUAUCAGAUCCGUACGGUCUUAGCUUUGAUCGUGAUGGAAAUAUCUUUGUCAGUGAUCGAUCUAACCGUCGGAUUCAAAAAUUCUCUUUGAAAAGAAGUUCGUGCCCACAACAACAAAGCCAACGCAACAAAGUUAGUCGCAAUAAAAUUUUCAAAAAGGGUAUUUUUCAAAUCUCGGAUAAAACAGAUUUUUCAGCUACAAUAGAACAAACGUCAAUGAAUUCCCCGAAAAGCACAAUAUUUUUCGUUCUUAUCGCCUAUAAAACAGAUUUUCUAACAGCUACGGAGCAAAUCUCAACGAAUUCCAAUAAGAAUACGAGUGAGAAGGUCUUCGGUGGAUCGAAAAUAAAAAUCUUUAUAUAUAUUUUGAAAGAAGACAGCGAAAUUCGUGAGAUUCGUUUUAUUGCUCAAACGACCGAUACACCACCUAUUCAUAUUCGUCGAGAUCAUAACUUUUACAUCCUUGCAAUCAUCAAAUUAAACUGUCCAAAAUCUUUUCAAGUCAACUUCAUUUUAGUUCCAUCGAUACAACAAAAAAUGAUCUCUACGUUCCCUCAGCAACUCUUCCUUACGGAAUGUAUGAAUUUAAACUCGCAGUUCAAAUAA
Molecule: messenger RNA, 951 nt
Organism: Adineta ricciae
Lineage: Eukaryota; Metazoa; Rotifera; Eurotatoria; Adinetida; Adinetidae
Source: the annotation of a GenBank genome assembly